Molecule: messenger RNA, 721 nt
Organism: Helicoverpa armigera (cotton bollworm)
Lineage: Eukaryota; Metazoa; Arthropoda; Insecta; Lepidoptera; Noctuidae
Exons: 4
Coding region: 123-695 (190 amino acids)
Source: RefSeq, a predicted model, not a curated record
GUAUCAUUCGUCGUUCCCCACAGUGUAGUCCUAACGUUGCAUUUCGUACAAUCGUUACACUAAAUGUUCAAGUGUAGUGUACCAUGUUCAAGUGUUUCUAACUGUGAUAAUUAAUAUUAAUUAUGUUGAUAGAAAUCCCGGAGCUCAGGAGAUGUUGCUUCUGCUUGCCGCUCAGACGUGGCAUCCUAGUUUUUGGAUAUCUUAGUUUGCUAGUGACUUGUCUCUUCGGGAUCCUGCAACUAGUACUAUGGCUGUUCUACCGCGACUUCGAGAGCACGUUCUCCACCACCGCGGCGCUGUACCGAGGCGUCAUCAUGGAAGCACAGCUGUGCGUCAUCUUUAUACUGUACGCGUUGGAUAUCAUCUUCCAUGUUAUUCUCAUUGUUGGGGCUCAUUUGAAGCGUCGCCGUCUCCUCCGAGUAUACUACUACUAUGAGCUGACGACCAUGGUGGCUACCUUCAUCGUGGUGGUGAUCACGUACAUAGACCUCGACCGAUUCCCGCGGUGGAACUUCGUUGUCACUGAGUUCGCGUUGGCUUUCACUGGCUUUGUGUUACAGAUAUACCUCCUCCUCCUGGUGAGGAGUGAGCUGAAGAAGGACCGCUACCAGGAGGGCCGGUCCAGCUACACCAACCACAUCGCCGAGGUGUUCAUAGACCCGCCUCUACGGCGACAGUGGAGGGCUAUAUUGUAGUACUAAUAAAUCAAGGUUAUAUUUCA